Aspergillus glaucus CBS 516.65 is the source of this 376-nucleotide messenger RNA. RefSeq lists its product as uncharacterized. The transcript has 3 exons. The record is from RefSeq and is a predicted model, not a curated record. Lineage: Eukaryota; Fungi; Ascomycota; Eurotiomycetes; Eurotiales; Aspergillaceae. The coding region runs from base 53 to 289 and encodes 78 amino acids.
CGUCACGUGAGGCUGACAGGAUAAGCUGGCUCGUCCAAGAUUUCGUCGUGGAAUGGCCUGCGAGUAUACACCCCCUACACGGGCGUCAGUUCGUAGGGGCAGUUUCGAUGUGUGGGGGCCGUUCUUUCAUGUUCUUUGUUCGAGAAGCCUGGGCUUCUACUCAAUGAUAUCUUAUCGUCGCUCCAGGAGAUAUAACUGGUGGUACUGUGUCGGCACUUGUUCGGCAUUAUGCCACGACUCCGUUGAAGUUGGAGAUCUGAUACAAUACAAGCGAAAGACAAGGCGAUGAAAAGGAUGACCGCUGGUAAGAAGCUAUCAGGCCACUGAGUGUCAACUUCAAGUCCCAGAUGCACCUAAACCGAGCCAAAAAAUAAUA